UGUAUAAAUAGGAGCAUGGAUCUCUGCGCAAGCAUGCACACAAAGUCACAAGCAUCACCACCAACAAUGGCUAUCCACAAUGUCUUCGUCCUCCUUCUUUCCCUCCUUCUCGCAACCCUAACUCCAUCUCUGUCAGCCCCAACCUUCAUCACCAUCGACUGUGGCUCCAACACUUCUCUCUCCAGCGACAUCUUCCCAUGGCAAGCCGAUGAUUCUUACGUGCAAAACGGUGACUCCUACGUCGUUCAGUACACCAGCACUAUCCCUCUGUACAUGAGCGAAACCGCCAUUUCCACUCUCAGAGCUUUCCCGACUCUCAAGAAGAACUGCUACACCGUCAACGUCGGCGAGGGACGGAAGGUUCUGGUUCGAGCAAGCUUCUUCUAUGGAAACUACGAUGGGAAAGAGUCUCCUCCGACUUUUGAGCUUCACUUUGAUGGCAACUUCUGGGCCACCGUGAACACUUCGAGCCUGAGAGGGGUGUAUCAUGAGGCCAUUUAUGUCACCAAGAGAAACACGACUAGUGUUUGUGUUGCUCAGACGCUUGAGGAUCAGAUUCCUUUCAUUUCUGGGCUGGAGAUUCGAAGCUUAGAGAUGAGUAUGUACAGUCACGUUGAUUCUGGCCGUGCUCUGUUCUUGUCUAACAGAGCUAAUGCUGGUGCUAAUUUCACCACUAGGUAUCCAGAUGAUGCUUAUGAUCGAAUUUGGAGAGCAGAAGGUGGGUUUGUGUUAGUGGACAAUGUGAUCAACGAAGCUCCCUCCAUUGAUGCAAGCAAAGCAGAAGACCAACCACCCAUUGCUGUUCUUCGAACUGCGACCACCACCACUGGAACUUCAUGGGGCAUUGUUCUCAACACAGACCUUCCUGCCUCCAUCGAACCCAUCUAUAUCACUGCCUACUUCUCCGAAGUCACUCAUCUUCCUUCCAACCAAACAAGAUCCAUUCAAGUUGAAAUCAACCAUGUUCCUUUUUCAAAGCCAUUCGUCCCUCCUUUUGGAUCUGUCUCGGAGCUGCGCAUCACAAACAGGACUGCGAAUUCAAACACGUCUGUGGCUGUUUUUGCAGAUUCAAGUUCCACACUUCCUCCUCUGCUUAGUGCCUAUGAAGUCUACACUGUUAGUGGUCUGCUAACAGAUGGAACGAACAGCGAUGAUGUGGAAGGAUUAGCAGCACUACAGGAGAAUUUUGAUGUGCUUCAGAAAUGGAGUGGUGAUCCUUGCCUUCCUUCUUCAUUUUCAUGGGAGUGGCUCGAAUGCAACUCUGAUGCCUCCCCACGGGUCACAACAUUGAAUCUUGGAAGCUUUGGCUUAUCAGGAAGGCUACCAGAUUUCAGUUCUAUGAUUGAACUGGAGACAAUUGAUUUACAUAAUAACAGCUUGUCUGGACCUAUUCCCAGCUUUCUCGGUUUGUUGCCAAAAUUGAAAUUACUGAAUUUAGCAGAUAAUAGAUUCAGUGGAACCAUACCCAAAUCGCUUUCUCAAAAUAAAAACUUGAAACUGAUUGUGACAGGUAAUUGCCUAUCUGGCAUGUCAUGUCCGCCGCCUCCUUCUUCUUCAACCCCUUCCGUCAAAACGCCACCACCAUAUGGGAAUGCUGAAGGACCAAUUGCUGGUUCUGGGGCUGCUGAAGGACCAGUUGCUGGCUCAGGUGUUCAAUCAGGUGGCGCAGAGGGGAGGAAGAUGUCAUCCACAUUGACAACUAUCCUCUCUUUGUCGUUGUUUUUUAUGUUUCUGGAGCUAAAGAACCUGUAAAGAAUUGCUCUCCAACAUGAAAAAGAAUUGAACAAAUGGCUUCAUUUUGAGUUCAGAUGGAAAAUUAGAUACGUUAAUGACUAAAUGCUCAGGGAGUUUGUUGCGUUGUUGAUUUGUUUCGCUAUUGCUUCUGAUCGAUCUUAGAUAUGUGAGAUUAAUGAGUGUUUCUUUGAAAAAUGCAAAUCCAUACAGUUCAUCGGCUGCAUUUUGUUACUAGAUGCCACGAGUUUGUUCUCAAUAAAAGCUCUUAAAUGUAUCAAACCCCUUCCACAAUGCUUACUAUUGAAUGCAUAUAGCUUACUGCUUUCAAUCUUUGCAGCAAUUUAUGAAAAAACAAUUUCGCAAGAUA
Prosopis cineraria is the source of this 2101-nucleotide messenger RNA. Its product is annotated as probable LRR receptor-like serine/threonine-protein kinase At5g59680. The record is from RefSeq and is a predicted model, not a curated record. The coding region runs from base 16 to 1752 and encodes 578 amino acids. Lineage: Eukaryota; Viridiplantae; Streptophyta; Magnoliopsida; Fabales; Fabaceae. Gene Ontology annotation, molecular function: protein binding. The transcript is spliced from 7 exons.